This is a messenger RNA of Galeopterus variegatus (Sunda flying lemur), 1267 nucleotides long. Its product is annotated as selenide, water dikinase 1. The record is from RefSeq and is a predicted model, not a curated record. Gene Ontology annotation, biological process: L-selenocysteine biosynthetic process. Gene Ontology annotation, molecular function: selenide, water dikinase activity; ATP binding. NCBI's taxonomy places the organism in Eukaryota, Metazoa, Chordata, Mammalia, Dermoptera, Cynocephalidae. The transcript is spliced from 3 exons. Gene Ontology annotation, cellular component: cytoplasm. The coding region runs from base 1 to 1188 and encodes 395 amino acids.
AUGUCUACGUGGGAGUCCUUUAACCCGGAGAGUUAUGAAUUGGACAAGAGCUUCUGGCUAACCAGAUUCACUGAACUGAAGGGCAUGGGCUGCAAAGUUCCCCAAGAUGUCCUGCAGAAAUUGCUGGAAUCCUUACAAGAGAACCACUUCCAAGAAGAUGAGCAGUUUCUGGAAGCCAUUAUGCCAAGACUUGGCAUUGGAAUGGAUACCUGCGUUAUUCCUUUGAGGCAUGGUGGUCUUUCCUUGGUUCAAACGACAGAUUACAUUUAUCCUAUCGUAGAUGAUCCUUACAUGAUGGGCAGGAUUGCAUGUGCCAAUGUCCUCAGUGACCUCUAUGCAAUGGGGGUCAUGGAAUGUGACAACAUGUUGAUGCUCCUUGGAGUCAGCAAUAAAAUGACCGACAGGGAAAGGGAUAAAGUGAUGCCCCUAAUUAUACAGGGUUUUAAAGAUGCAGCGGAGGAAGCAGGAACGUCUGUAACAGGUGGCCAAACGGUCUUAAACCCCUGGAUUGUUUUGGGAGGAGUCGCUACAACUGUCUGCCAGCCCAAUGAAUUUAUCAUGCCGGAUAAUGCAGUGCCAGGGGACAUGUUGGUGUUGACAAAGCCCCUGGGGACACAAGUUGCCAUUGCUGUGCACCAGUGGAUGGAUAUCCCUGAAAAAUGGAAUAAAAUUAAAUUAGUGGUCACCCAAGAAGAUGUUGAGUUGGCAUACCAAGAGGCGAUGAUGAAUAUGGCCAGGCUCAACAGGACAGGGAGCACCACUACAGGGCUCAUGCACACAUUCAACGCCCAUGCAGCCACCGACAUCACAGGCUUUGGGAUCCUGGGCCAUGCGCAGAACCUGGCCAAGCAACAGAGGAACGAGGUGUCGUUUGUGAUCCACAACCUUCCCGUGCUGGCCAAGAUGGCUGCUGUGAGCAAGGCCUGUGGGAACAUGUUUGGCCUCAUGCACGGGACCUGCCCAGAGACAUCAGGAGGUCUUCUAAUCUGUUUACCACGUGAACAAGCAGCUCGGUUCUGUGCAGAGAUAAAGUCCCCCAAAUAUGGUGAAGGGCACCAAGCAUGGAUUAUUGGGACUGUAGAGAAGGGCAACCAUACCGCCAGGAUCAUAGACAAACCCCGGAUCAUCGAAGUCGCACCGCAAGUGGCCACUCAAAAUGUGAAUCCCACACCUGGUGCCACCUCUUAAUCUAGACAGAAAUAGCUGUUUGGUUUUGUUUUUAAAUAGAUCUAUUUCCUUUAUCAUCACUUCAAUUAAAGACUAUAAA